This is a messenger RNA of Oryzias melastigma (Indian medaka), 557 nucleotides long. It is a transcript of the gene ndufa7, whose product is annotated as NADH:ubiquinone oxidoreductase subunit A7. The transcript has 4 exons. Gene Ontology annotation, cellular component: mitochondrial inner membrane. Bases 108 to 434 code for a protein of 108 amino acids. Lineage: Eukaryota; Metazoa; Chordata; Actinopteri; Beloniformes; Adrianichthyidae. The record is from RefSeq and is a predicted model, not a curated record. Gene Ontology annotation, biological process: ATP synthesis coupled electron transport; mitochondrial electron transport, NADH to ubiquinone.
CAAAGUGUAAAAUAUUCUGCUACCGCCAGGUGUCAGUACUGAGCUGAGAUCUUUUUUUGACAGACGAUUGUAGAAGAAGAGCAGUGUCCUUCAUAACAACAUCGAACAUGGCUACAGCUACCAGACUUAUUCAAAGGCUGAGAAAUUUCUUAUCAGGGCAAGACCUACAAGGUAAACUGCAACUGCGUUAUGAAGAGAUAUCAAAGAGAACACAGCCACCACCUAAACUGCCAGUAGGUCCAAGUCACAAAUUUGCCAACAACUAUUAUUUCACUAGAGACGGCCGCCGGGAGUCGGUACCUGCCACAGUGGUGAUGUCUUCACAGAAGGCUCUUACAGCUGGCAGCCAAGUUGCGGAGACUUCAAAGGCCCCAGUGACACCAGGAGCCACUUAUCAACCACCGCCGCUCUCCACAGACCAGCCGUACCUGUGAGCAGAUGAACAAAGCUCACCACCUCCUCAUCCUCAUGAGCUGCAGAGAAAACCCUGACUACAGCUGCUUUUGGUUGUGUCUUGUACAAUAGAAAGUGUGAAUAAAAUGCUGUGUUUCACUAAA